AUGACACUGAAGAUGAGGAUACCGUCUUUACUCAUGACUUCAUUGUCUUCUUCCUCAACGCCGUCCAUCCUCCACCAGAACCUGACGAUCAACUCCUCUGAACUACCCGGUCCCUGGCUGAGCACCACCACAGGGCCAGGUGUAAGAUAUUUAGGGUUAGGCAUGUCCUGUUUCACUAUGAUAUUUGGCACCAUCUCCAACCUCACCGCUCUGGGAAUAUUGGCCAAAUCUCGUGCCCGAUUCCGCCGCCAAUCCAAAGCAUCAUUUCUACUCCUAACAGUGGCUUUGCUGUUAGCUGACCUUGUAGGUCAUGUGAUCCCUGGUGCCUUUGCCUUGUAUCUGCACAUGAAUCACAGAAAUGAAAUGCAGAUUGUGAAACCCGCCACGGCAUUCUGCCAGAUCUUUGGGGCAAGUAUGGUGUUUUUUGGCUUGUCCCCCUUGCUGUUGGGUUGUGCCAUGGCGAUAGAGCGAUGCAUGGCCAUCACCCAGCCCUUUUUCCACACUGCAAUGAUCACAGUGUCUCAUGUGCGAGGAGUUGUGCUAUUUCUGUCCUCUCUUGCACUAAUACUGGCAGCUCUACCCUUUUGUGCUAUAGGAACAUACACUACCCAGUAUCCUGGCACAUGGUGUUUCUUGCGUAUCCAUGGUCCAUGGUCUACAGCCGACACCUUUCUGGCUUUGACUUUCUCAUGUCUGGGCCUAACUGCACUCACUCUUUCCCUCCUCUGCAACAUCGUGAGUGGGCUGACAUUGCUGCGGGCCAGAAUAAAGUCCCAGAAUGUUAAUACAAAUUCAGCAGCUCGCUGCACCCAUCGAUCUUCAUCAGCAUCAUCUUCCUCCUUGUUUUUUUCACUGGAUGUGGAGAUGAUGGCGCAAUUGGCGGUAAUUACUGUGGUUUCCUGUGUUUGCUGGAGUCCCUUCCUUAUCCGCAUUCUUCUGAUGCAGUUAAACAAAAGCCCCGGUGAGCCAGACAAGGCCAUUCUUGUGGGUUUACGUUUGGCCUCCUGGAAUCAGAUCCUCGACCCAUGGGUUUACAUCUUACUGAGGAGAACAGCACUUUAUAGGGUUUGCUUUGCUGUCAACAGACAGAGAUUCACAUAG
Messenger RNA from Scomber scombrus (Atlantic mackerel), 1101 nucleotides. It is a transcript of the gene ptger1c, whose product is annotated as prostaglandin E receptor 1c (subtype EP1). The transcript is spliced from 2 exons. Lineage: Eukaryota; Metazoa; Chordata; Actinopteri; Scombriformes; Scombridae. Gene Ontology annotation, cellular component: plasma membrane. Gene Ontology annotation, biological process: inflammatory response; positive regulation of cytosolic calcium ion concentration; adenylate cyclase-activating G protein-coupled receptor signaling pathway. The record is from RefSeq and is a predicted model, not a curated record. Bases 1 to 1101 code for a protein of 366 amino acids. Gene Ontology annotation, molecular function: thromboxane receptor activity; prostaglandin E receptor activity.